Molecule: messenger RNA, 786 nt
Organism: Orycteropus afer afer
Lineage: Eukaryota; Metazoa; Chordata; Mammalia; Tubulidentata; Orycteropodidae
Product: TLC domain-containing protein 4-like
Exons: 6
Coding region: 1-786 (261 amino acids)
Biological process (GO): lipid homeostasis
Cellular component (GO): membrane; endoplasmic reticulum
Source: RefSeq, a predicted model, not a curated record
AUGGACGCCAUCACUAAACUAAGCACUAUCUUCACCAGCAUUAUCAUCUUUCAGCUCCUUUUCCACUUUGUAAGUUCUUGGUUUUCAGCAAAAGUUUCGCCAGGUUUUAAUAGUCUCAGCUUUGAAAAGAAGAUUGAAUGGAACUCAAGGGUAGUGUCCACAUGCCAUUCUUUACUGGUUGGAGUUUUUAGCCUGUAUAUUUUCUUUUUUGAUGAGGCUACUAUGACUGAUCCACUUUGGGGUGAUUCAUCACUUGUGAAUUUGAAUAUUAUUAUUACUUCAGGCUACCUCAUAUCUGAUUUAUUGCUUCUCAUUUUCUAUUGGAGAGUGAUUGGUGACAAAAUGUUUAUAGUUCACCAUUGUACAGCACUAUAUGCAUACUACUUUAUACUGCGCUAUGGGGUGCUGGAAUACAUUGGGAGUUUUCGCCUGUUGGCAGAGCUUUCCAGCCCAUUUGUGAAUCAGCGAUGGUUUUUUGAAGCUCUGAAGUAUCCUAAAUUUUCCAAAGCUAACGUCAUCAAUGGAAUACUCAUGACAGUGGUGUUUUUCAUCGUGCGGAUUGCUGUGAUACCUCCUUUUUAUUAUUUUGUAUAUUCCGUGUAUGGAACAGAAGCCUACUACCGGCUUGGAUUGUUAAUCCAGUGUUCCUGGAUCAGUUCUUGUGUUAUUUUAGAUGUAAUGAAUGUCUACUGGAUGAUCAAAAUUACAAAGGGGUGCAUUAGAGUCAUCUCUCUCAUCAGACAAGAGAAAGACAAGAGUCGUCUUCAAAAUGGAAAAGUUGACUAA